AAUAUUUAUUUUUUAUCAAUAAAAAAAUACGCAAAAAAGGCUUUGUACAUACCCCAAGUUUCAAACUGUAAACCCCCCGAGACAAAAAAUAUCGAUAAUUGGCCCACUGGUCUCCCCGCGGAAGUCGAAAUCUUUGGAAGGUUUAAGUCUUGUUUUCUAUUUUUUUUUUUCUGCUCUCCUUUUUGUUUCUUUAGUUCAUUCUUACUUUUUAUUUUUUAUAUUAUUGGUUUAUACUAACUAAUGGUAGGUUGUUGUGGUAGAUUACGCCUUCGAUAUAUUAAACAUGCUAGACUUGUCAACAACUGUUACCCAAAAAAAGAAGGUCAACUAGGUCCACUCUCAGCAGAACUCAGUUAUCUCACCUUCUAUGCAAGUUCACGUCCUGCAAAACUCACCAAAGUUGGAUCCUAUUUACAGAAAAAAGUCAAUAAUGAUAUACGAAAAGGAAGAAAAGAAAACAACAAAGUCUCCCUUCGAAUUCUCAAAGCUCUCAUUCAGACAUGUCACCGUGAUAUCAACUUAUUUUGUCGGUCUGUUGUAGUUAUCCUUAUUCAACUAUUAGAUACAAGAGAUAUGGUGUUGAUUGAUUUGGCUUGUGAUACGUUUUAUGUAUUUUGCAGUUAUUACGAUAGUGCCAGUCUUGGUGUGGAUCCUGAAUUUACUCGUGAUUAUGAAAAACUAGUGAGUCGGUUUGCCUCAUUUGCGAUCUAUCCAAAUGAUGAUGCUUCUUUGGCCUUGCAAAUGAAAUAUUGUGGUCAUAGAGCCAUUGCUGCCAUUGUCAAUUCUUCGGCUAUUCAUUCAAGUGAUACUGUUGUUCUCUUUGGCAUCAUUAUACCUCCUCUAUUAGCCACUCUUGAUACUUCGUCCUCAUUCGCUUUGGAACUAUCCAAAAGUGUCCCCUCCAUCGAUGUCCGUUGUUCUGUUUUUGAAGUGGAGAAUUUAUCUAUGGAAUGGAUUCAACAUUUGGCAGCUCAAACUUUGUCACUUUUAUUUAGUUUAUCUAAUGGUAUCGGCGUACGUACAUCUCUCACUCCUUGUAAAGAUUAUUAUACUUCUCAACAAAGAUGGUGGCCAACCAAGUUUUGUGAAUCAGUAUCAGAAUUGAUCUUACAUUCAAUACAGCCUCAAUACCGAUAUCUGAUGUUAACAAACGUAUUAUAUUAUCUUCAUCGGCCUGUGGAUAUGACUGAUCUUAGUCAAGUGGAUCGCUUUGUUGGAAAUGUGGCCAUACUACGAACCAUUUUGACUUCCAAAUUACAACUGAUGGGAGUUCCUGUUUUGGAAUUAUUGACUUCUCUUUAUACACUGAUGAUGAAAUCUCUCACAAGGACUGGCACCUUUUAUGAUAAGAAACCCGAUUCUCAACAUCCUGAACAACUCAAACAUUAUAGUGUGCAGCAUGAUCUUUUUGAAAGUAUUGUCGGUCUCGCCUCUCAAUCAUAUUAUGCGAAUCAAUGGAAUGAUAUUAUUGGUUAUAUCAUUGACAAACUUCGAACCAAACCUUCCUCUUCUCAAAUUGAUAAUACUGAUACUGUUGUUGAUAGUGAACAAGAAAAAACGAUCAUCCGUGAUGUCCCUACGCAUCUCUAUCAACAAUGUAGUGUGCGAUUUCUUUACAUCUUUCAAGCAAAUGCAAUCAAGGCGUUGGAAAAUGAAACAAUGGAUCCUGAUGUGACUUUUACAAUGGAAACAUGGUUACCUGGACUGGAAAUAUUAUAUGACGACUAUCAAGAUAUUCGAUUGAAGUUUGCUGACACAUUGAUUCACUUUCUCAGUUCAACUCCUGGAAAAAAUUCAGAUUGUUUGUAAGUUAGAACAAUGAAAAUGUGCAUGUAUAUGCGAGAAUGGAAUGAUCCAAAGUAAUCAAUGCCUCCUUUUCUUAUUCACAGGUCAUCCUUGUAUAAUUCCUUUGGUAAUUCAUC
Molecule: messenger RNA, 1922 nt
Organism: Halteromyces radiatus
Lineage: Eukaryota; Fungi; Mucoromycota; Mucoromycetes; Mucorales; Cunninghamellaceae
Exons: 7
Coding region: 241-1809 (522 amino acids)
Biological process (GO): protein localization to plasma membrane
Cellular component (GO): plasma membrane
Source: RefSeq, a predicted model, not a curated record